Molecule: messenger RNA, 816 nt
Organism: Penicillium daleae
Lineage: Eukaryota; Fungi; Ascomycota; Eurotiomycetes; Eurotiales; Aspergillaceae
Product: F-box protein
Exons: 2
Coding region: 1-816 (271 amino acids)
Molecular function (GO): protein binding
Source: RefSeq, a predicted model, not a curated record
AUGUGUAUAAUUCCGGGACUAAACACUAUCCCUCCCGAGGUCGUCAUCAAAAUAUUUGGUGAACUCUCUCUGUUAGAGGCGCUUCACCUGGCCGCGACUUGUUGUCGACUCCGCCAGAUCUUGGAUGAAAAUACGCCUACUAUUUACGAACGUCUACGCAGGCAGAUUCAAUGUGAAAAAUAUGCGAGAGUUCUACUCGCAGAUCAGGGGGUUCUGCCGUCCGGUUCUUCGGUAACUAUACAGGGCCUUUUACGAUUACGACGGAACUCCCGUAUCGUGGAGAAGGCGAUCGACGUGUUUGAUCGUGAUAUUACACCGCAUAUUCGGAUUCCCACUACGGAUGUUGAUGACGAAUUUUACGGAGGAAAAACGCGUCCGUUGCAUUUGACGCCGACAGAGCGUCAUCGAUUCACUCGGAGCUACUAUCAAGUCUGGAGUAUAUUCCUACUUGAUCGACCAUCUCGACAACAACGAUAUAGAAGUAUGCUGCUGAAGCAUUUAUACAUGCUCUACGAAAUGAUUUAUCUUGAUCAGCCGAUUGGUGACAAAACGGAAUCGCUCUCAUUUAACGAGAAGCGAACCGAACUCCUUCAAGAAGUUGACAAACUUCUCCGUUCUCUCUACCACCAUUUCCAUGGAAAUGAGUUUAUCAAUUUCUCAGGUUACAGCAUUUCCAUGCGCACACAAGGGCAUGCAGCUAUAUGGGACCAUUGCCAGCCUGAUUUGAAGUGUAUCGUUUGCUUCUCGUGGCGGUCUCCAAAGAAGCAGCCCGUCAAGGUUGAAGGAGUGUGGGACUGUACGACCGAAGAAGAGUGA